Molecule: messenger RNA, 240 nt
Organism: Clunio marinus
Lineage: Eukaryota; Metazoa; Arthropoda; Insecta; Diptera; Chironomidae
Source: the annotation of a GenBank genome assembly
AUGCAUUUUUAUGAUUUUUUACGUUCAGCUGCAGUUAUGCAAUGUAACAACAUGCUGAUGGUUGGUUAUGCUAUGCAUAAUUUACAAACUGACUGUACACGUUCUUUCAUCUCCACAACUAGUAACAUAGCUGGAAAAUUGAUUGUGAAAACAUCAAAAAGGAGAACUUUAUUCUUUGCUAUAGAAAUGUUGAUUCGCUAUGGCUUUAAGGGUAAACUUACACAGAGGAUUACACAAUAG